AUGCAUCCUGGUGUGGACUCUGGAGUGGCCUAUGCAGACACAAUCAGACUUCGACAGUCUGCAUAUGCACACCACCCAAGUACAAAUGAGCACAGCAUUCCCAGUCAGGUUGCAGAUAUUUUAUUCCAAACUGCCCAAAAUGCAGGAAUCAGUUUCGAUACUGUGUGUGGAGUACCUUAUACAGCUUUGCCUUUGGCUACUGUUAUCUGCUCAACAUAUCAAAUCCCGAUACUCAUUAGAAGGAAAGAAACAAAGAGCUAUGGUACUAAGCGUCUUAUAGAAGGAGCUAUUAAUCCAGGAAAAACCUGUCUUGUUAUUGAAGAUGUGGUCACCAGUGGAGCUAGUGUUUUGGAGACUGUUGAGGCUCUGCAGAAGGAGGGCCUGCAGGUCACCGAUGCCGUGGUACUGCUAGACCGUGAGCAGGGCGGCAGAGACAAGCUGCAGGCCCACGGGGUCCGGCUACAUGCAGUGUGCACAAUUUCCCAAAUGCUAGAGAUUCUCAAGCAGCAGCAAAGAGUUGAUGCUGAGGUGGUUGAGAGAGUAAAGCAAUUCAUUCAGGAGAAUGUUUUUAUGGCCGCCCCUCAGAAUGGCUCUCUCUUCUCUCUGAAGAAAGCACCAGAAGAGCUCAGCUUUGCUGCACGUGCAGAGCUGCCUGGCAUCCACCCGGUUGCAUCUAAGCUUCUCAGGCUUAUGCAGAAGAAGGAGACCAACCUGUGUCUGUCUGGUGAUGUUUCAGAGGCCAGAGAGCUGUUGCAGCUAGCAGAUGCCUUAGGGCCCAGUAUCUGCAUGCUCAAGACGCAUGUAGAUAUCUUGGAUGACUUCACUCUGGAUAUGAUGAAGGAGCUGACAGCGCUGGCAAAACAGCAUGAGUUCUUAAUAUUUGAAGACCGGAAAUUUGCAGAUAUAGGAAACACAGUGAAAAAGCAAUAUGAAGGUGGUAUCUUUAAAAUAGCAUCCUGGGCAGAUGUAGUAAAUGCCCAUGUGGUGCCAGGCUCAGGCGUCGUGAAGGGUCUGCAGGAAGUGGGCCUGCCUCUGCACCGGGGCUGUCUGCUCAUUGCGGAAAUGAGCUCUGCUGGCUCCCUGGCCACUGGGGACUACACUAGUGCUGCGGUUAGAAUGGCUGAGCACCAUUGUGAUUUUGUGAUUGGUUUUAUUUCUGGCUCCCGAGUAAGCAUGAAACCAGAAUUUCUUCACUUGACGCCAGGAGUUCAACUGGAAGCAGGAGGAGAUCAUCUUGGCCAACAGUACAACAGUCCCCAAGAAGUUAUUGGCAGACGAGGUUCUGACAUCAUCAUUGUGGGCCGGGGCAUACUUUCUGCACCCAAUCGCCUGGAAGCUGCAGAGAUGUACAGAAAAGCCGCUUGGGAAGCAUAUUUGAGUAGACUUGCAGUUUGAGUGCCUCAGCUACGUUUACAUGAAGACACUGAGGAUAUGUGGGCUCCAGCAAAUUACCAGCUUGAAAUGAGCUUGAAUAAGCUUUUUUUGUUUUUGUUUUUGUGCUUUGUUUUGUUUACUGGUAUUUGUUAGGCACAACUGUGACAGACUCUGUCUCUAGUUGGGACUAAUCUACUUUGCUGUGUGUCUGUAAUACUGGGGGGUUGAAUGCUGGGUCUUUUCACUGAGCUAUGUUC
Octodon degus (degu) is the source of this 1631-nucleotide messenger RNA. RefSeq names its product uridine monophosphate synthetase (gene Umps). NCBI's taxonomy places the organism in Eukaryota, Metazoa, Chordata, Mammalia, Rodentia, Octodontidae. The transcript is spliced from 7 exons. Gene Ontology annotation, molecular function: orotate phosphoribosyltransferase activity; orotidine-5'-phosphate decarboxylase activity. Gene Ontology annotation, biological process: 'de novo' pyrimidine nucleobase biosynthetic process; 'de novo' UMP biosynthetic process. The record is from RefSeq and is a predicted model, not a curated record. Bases 1 to 1395 code for a protein of 464 amino acids.